GCUCUGUUAGUACAUUGAAAGAUCAUGGGCGUGGUCUCUUAUAAUAUGGAGGUGGCCUCCCCAAUCCCCCCAGCUAAGCUGUUCAAAGCCUUUGUGCUUGACAAUGACAAUAUCAUUCAAAAGGUUGUACCACAGGCUAUCAACAACGUCGAAAUCCUUCAAGGAGAUGGAGGGCCUGGAACUGUUCGAAAAAUCACUUUCGGCGAAGGUAGCCAAUUCAAAUACGUGAAGCAUAGGAUUGAAGAAAUUGACAAGGAGAACUUCGUAUACAGAUACAGUGCAAUUGAAGGCGAUGUUCUAGUGGAUGUUCUUGAAAAAAUUGAUAAUGAGAUUAAGUUUGAGGCAUCUGGUGAUGGAGGAUCCAUUUGCAAGAACAGGAGCACUUACUAUACCAUUGGAGACCAUGAGCUCAAACAGGAGGAGAUUAAGGCUGGCAAAGAAAAAUCCUUGCAAAUUUUCAAGGCUGUUGAGGCCUACCUCUUGGCAAAUCCCCAUGCCUAUAGUUAGAAUUUUAUUUUAUUUUCUUUGGCAAAUCCCCAUGCCUAUAGUUAGAAUUUUAUUUUAUUUUCUCAGGCUAUAAGUACAAUAAACUGCCUUUUCCUUUGCUAAUAAGAAAGUUACACUGUAAUAAAGGAUUCGAACUCGAGAC
Jatropha curcas is the source of this 649-nucleotide messenger RNA. Lineage: Eukaryota; Viridiplantae; Streptophyta; Magnoliopsida; Malpighiales; Euphorbiaceae. The record is from RefSeq and is a predicted model, not a curated record.